Myripristis murdjan (pinecone soldierfish) is the source of this 861-nucleotide messenger RNA. Its product is annotated as trace amine-associated receptor 1-like. Gene Ontology annotation, molecular function: trace-amine receptor activity. The record is from RefSeq and is a predicted model, not a curated record. Gene Ontology annotation, cellular component: membrane. Lineage: Eukaryota; Metazoa; Chordata; Actinopteri; Holocentriformes; Holocentridae. Gene Ontology annotation, biological process: G protein-coupled receptor signaling pathway. The transcript has 2 exons. The coding region runs from base 1 to 861 and encodes 286 amino acids.
AUGGUUAUUAUCCCUUCAGCAGUACGUGUUUUGUUGUAUGUUUUUAUUGGCUCAUUAUCUGUUCUGACACUUUGUGGAAACCUUCUCAUAAUCAUCUCCAUCAUUUACUUCAAACAGCUCCACACUCCAACUAACUACCUGAUUCUCUCUCUGGCUAUGUCCGACCUCCUUAUGGGGGCUUUAGUGUUGCCGUCUGUAGACUCUUGUUCAUAUCUUGGAGAUUUAAUUUACCGAUAUUUUGCAGUGUGUCAUCCUCUGAGGUAUAAAAGUAAAAUUAAUAUUUGCGCUGCUGUGAUCAUGAUCCUGGUCACCUGGGGGGUUUCUGCCCUAGUUGGAAUUGGUAUCAUAAUUACAGGACUUAAUGAAGGAAAAUGUCAAAAAAUGAAAAAUGAAAAACAGCGCCCUUCGCGCUGUUUUUCAUUUAAUAUUGAUAUUUCAGGCAUCACUGGAUGUGUUCUCUCAUUUUACCUCCCAGCAGUUAUAAUGCUCAGUAUCUACCUAAAGAUUUUCCUGGUGGCACAGAAACAGGCACGCAGCAUCCAGAACUCAACCUGUCAGAGCGUAAAGUCUGGAGCGUCUGUCAGUAAGAGGGAGAGAAAGGCCACCAAAACUCUGGCUAUUGUUAUGGGAGCUUUUCUGAUCUGUUGGACUCCUUUCUUUACUGGUAUGACCUUAAACCCUUUAAUUAAUUAUUCGAUUCCAAUAACUGUGAUUGAAAUAUUUGCUUUGCUUGGAUGGUCAAACUCAGUGCUCAAUCCAUUUGUUUAUGCCUUCUUUUACAGCUGGUUCCGAGUAGCUUUCAGAAUGAUCAUUUCUGGUAAAAUAUUUCAGGGGAAUUUUGCAAACUCAAAACUGCUUUGA